Arabis nemorensis is the source of this 477-nucleotide messenger RNA. NCBI's taxonomy places the organism in Eukaryota, Viridiplantae, Streptophyta, Magnoliopsida, Brassicales, Brassicaceae. The record is from the annotation of a GenBank genome assembly.
AUGGAUUCAAGAUGUGAAAAAUUAGUGCCCAAACGGAGAGCAGUGCAAGAGACAAAACCAGUCAUAGUCGUGGAUAAAAAGAAAAGUCCAACUACCGUGAUGGCUAACACACAACAAGGACACACCGAGGAUGUUAAAACAGGUUUAGGUGUGACGAGUGAGAAAGUGGAUCAAACGGAGUUACCAACUCAAGCUUCGAACCAAAAGCAAGCUCAAAGCACUACUCAUUAUGUGCUGCCUAAAGAAACCAAGCUGACAGCACACAUUCGACUUGAACAAGGCUUGAAUCCUAAGCUCCCUGAAGAUAAAGAGGACAAAUAUGAAGCUAUAACAUCUGUUGUGAGAACCCAAAAGAGUGAACAAGAUCAUGAAUUCAACCCAGAACCAAACAACAAGUGGAAACCGAAAAUAGAACAAAGAAUUGUUCAUGCAAUAUCUAAGUAUGAACAAACUGUUCUUGCUACCAAGGUCAAAUAG